Meloidogyne enterolobii is the source of this 873-nucleotide messenger RNA. NCBI's taxonomy places the organism in Eukaryota, Metazoa, Nematoda, Chromadorea, Rhabditida, Meloidogynidae. The record is from the annotation of a GenBank genome assembly.
UGACAAGUCCUAUAAUCGAAGCGCCGCCCACUCCGGUGACAAGUUCUAUAAUCGAAGAUCCGCCCACUCCAGUGACAAGGCCAAUAAUCGAAGCUCCGCCCACUCCGGUGACAAGUCCAAUAAUUGAAGCUCCGCCCACCCCAGUGACUAGCCCAAUAAUCAAAGCUCCGCCCACUCCCAUGACAAGUCCAAUAAUCGAAGCUCCGCCCACUCCUGAGACUCCAGUGUCAACACAUGAAGAAAAACACCUUGAAUCUAAUGACAAAACUCCUUUAGAUGGGAAAAUAACUCCUCUUUCAUAUGUGAAGGAGACUGAUGAAAAGCCAUUAUUAACUGAUGAUCAAAAAGUUUUAAUGGAAAUGGCCGUUCGUGCCGCUACAAGAGCAUGGAGAAAUAGUGUAGAGUUGGCAGAGCAAGCACAAAUAAAUAUGGAACUUGGUGAAAAAUAUUGGCAGAAUGCGCGCUUUAAGUAUGCAUUGAAAGAUAGCGUGAUUACUUUAAAAGAAACGGGCGAAACUGUAUACUUAAGAAAAACACCUGAAAAUAUUAUUGAAUGGGUUAAAUCUCAAUUAAUAUUGUUAACUAAUCGUAAAAUUUCAAUUGAUAAAUGGACACAGGAAUGUUUAGAGUAUGGAAAAAGAGCUUCGGAAGCACAACUAGAGACUAAAGCUGCAGAAACCCGCGGUGAUGUUUCAGAAGCAAGAAAAGCUGCAGAUCGUGCUAAGGCCGCAGAACGUAAGGUAAAGGAAGCAGCUAGUCAGGUUGAAGAAGCUGUUGCAGGGCAAAAACGUUUAUCAGAAGAAAUUAUUGGUAAAGUUGACGUAGAACUUGCGAAAGAAGAUGCUUCGAGCAUGAUAAUAAUGAAGCUCUAAC